AUGGCAGACACCGCUCCCGUCGUCGCCCCAGCUGCGGCUAAGCCCGCCAAGAAGAAGGCAGCCAGCAAGCCCAAGAAGCCUGCAGAUCACCCGAAAUACAGUGAGAUGAUCAAGGCAGCCAUCGCCAACCUGAAGGAGAGGGGAGGUUCAUCCCGUCAAAAGAUCCUCAAGUACAUCAUGGCUAACUACAAAGUGGCCGAUGAGAAGACUGUCAACACCCAUCUGAAGAUGGCCCUGAAGGCUGGUGUGAAGAGCAACGCCCUGAAACAGUCCAAGGGCACUGGUGCCUCUGGUUCUUUCCGUCUCGGAGAGUCUGCCAAAAAGGCCGCCCCCAAACUGAAGAAAGUUAAGAAGCCGAAGGCAGCCAAACCGAAAUCGCCAAAGAAGGCUAAGGCCAAGAAACCCGCCGCCAAGAAGCCAGCUGCAAAGAAGCCUGCUGCGAAGAAAGCUGUUAAACCAAAGAAGCCAGCAGCCAAGAAGUCUCCAAAGAAGGUCAAAACAGCCAAGCCCAAGGCCGCGAAGCCUAAGACUGCCAAGCCCAAGGCAAAGAAGACCCCCAAGAAGGCCGCUGCCAAGAAGUAA
Liolophura sinensis is the source of this 582-nucleotide messenger RNA. RefSeq names its product histone H1-delta-like. NCBI's taxonomy places the organism in Eukaryota, Metazoa, Mollusca, Polyplacophora, Chitonida, Chitonidae. The record is from RefSeq and is a predicted model, not a curated record. The transcript has a single exon. Gene Ontology annotation, cellular component: nucleosome; nucleus. Bases 1 to 582 code for a protein of 193 amino acids. Gene Ontology annotation, molecular function: nucleosomal DNA binding; structural constituent of chromatin; double-stranded DNA binding. Gene Ontology annotation, biological process: negative regulation of DNA recombination; nucleosome assembly; chromosome condensation.